Molecule: messenger RNA, 4125 nt
Organism: Momordica charantia (bitter melon)
Lineage: Eukaryota; Viridiplantae; Streptophyta; Magnoliopsida; Cucurbitales; Cucurbitaceae
Gene: MRL1
Product: Pentatricopeptide repeat (PPR) superfamily protein
Molecular function (GO): protein binding
Source: RefSeq, a predicted model, not a curated record
CUGAAUGCUACCACUGGUAACACUCCCACCCAACGACUCCUCUUCCUCCCCCUCUCUAUCCUCAACUCAGCCCAUUCCAUUUCUCCUCCUCACUCCUCCCAUGGAAGUUUCCUUCUCCUCCAAGCCUCCAUCACUGACCUUCAACCCAUGCCUCCCUCUCUCUUCCUCCUCCUUCUCCCACUCCCGGCUCCGCUUCGUCCGCCGCCGAUUCCUUGGCUGCGAUCACAAUCUCCGCCCGCCGGAUGCUCUCCGCUCCCGAAAACGCUGCAGGAAUGCUCGCCUUAUCAUUCAGUCUCCGAGAUGCAUCUUCCGAGCUACUUUGAGUUCCAAUCCUGUGCUCAUCGUUGUCGCUGUGGUUACCUUCUCUGCUGUCUCCUUCAUCUACAUGAACUUCAAUAGGAGGAAGAAGAAUGCGGCUGAGGGUUCCCAGUCUCCAAAGCUUGCCUUAUCUCAACUAGGUAGAGGCAUCAACUGGUCCGUUGAUGGUCAGAUAAUGGGCUUUAGGGAUCAUCAUGGCGACUUUUUAGAGCAGAACAUAGCCAUAAUGGAUAGAACUGAAGAGAGGGGUUAUUCUGGGGAAGAAGAGACAGUUCUGCAGCUUCAAAAAUCUUCUUUGUCACAUGAGGCUAGCACCACUGAAACAUUGCAGCCACCUAUUUCUGAAGUUACUAGUUCUAAAGAUAGCGAUUCUCUAUUUCCAGAUGAACGUGAAGCAACAGAUCCUUCUAUUAUUUCUGAUAUAUUUGAAUCUGGCGUCCUGCAGCCUCUUGUUUUUGCCAAUGACAUGACUGACUUGCAACUGAAGGUGUCUCAUGUCAAAUCCCACUCUGACUUGACUGUUGUGGCUGAUACAACUCAGCUUCCACCUGUUGCUGGUCCUCUAUAUAGUGUAUAUAAUCAAGUGACUCAACAUUUUAAAGCAGAUAGUGAGCUUCUAAAAGAGGAAAGACUAACCAGUUCUGACUUUCUAAUUGAAGAACCGGCAAGAGAAGAUAUUUACAUGUUCUAUGAAGAUACGCAGUCAAGCAGUCAAACAGCAACUUCUUCUCGUACUGCUCAUUCAUACAAUCAAAAAUUUUCUUCAGUGACAAUUAACGGCAUCUCGAGAGGAGCAGAAUUAGUGUCAGAGGAUUCUCUUCAAAUUUCAGAUAAUGCCUUCCGACAUGUUGAACGAAAAGUACCUGCUGCAAGAAAUAAGGAAGGUUCUUCUGGGAACAGAAAAAACUUUGGAGGAGGCAACAGUAUUUCAAGACACGUGGAGAGAAAAGAACCCAGUCAGCAUAAAGGAGAGGUUGUCAAUGGGUUAUCCUAUCCAAAUGGGAAGCAUGUCCAUAAGAAAAAUCUUCAUGUAGAUCAAUUUAAAGUCUACAAUCAAUAUCUAAAAGGUGGAAGGUUGCAGGAAUGUAUCAAACUACUUCAAGAUAUGGAAAGAGAUGGCUUAUUGGAUAUGAAUAAGUUUUAUCAUGGGAAGUUUUUCAAUAUAUGCAAGAGUAAAAAGGCGGUUCAGGAAGCUUUUCAGUACGCCAAAUUUAUUCCAAACCCCACAUUGAGUACAUUUAAUAUGCUCAUGUCUGUGUGUGCAAGUUCUCAAGAUUCUGACAGAGCUUUUCAAGUUGUGCGGCUUGUCCAGGAGGCUGGAAUGAAAGCAGAUUGCAAACUAUACACUACUUUAAUCUCAACAUGUGCCAAAAGUGGAAAAGUGGAUGCAAUGUUUGAAGUAUUCCACGGGAUGGUUAAUGCAGGAGUGGAACCUAAUGUUCACACAUAUGGGGCACUCAUUGAUGGUUGUGCCAGAGCAGGUCAAGUGGCCAAGGCAUUUGGCGUGUAUGGAAUAAUGAGGUCAAAGAACGUGAAGCCAGACAGAGUUGUAUUCAAUGCACUUAUCACUGCAUGUGGUCAGUCAGGAGCAGUGGAUCGUGCUUUUGAUGUGCUGGCAGAAAUGGGGGCUGAGAUACAUCCUAUAGAGCCUGACCAUAUUACAAUUGGUGCUUUGAUUAAAGCAUGUGCGAAUGCUGGUCAGGUUGAUCGGGCAAGAGAAGUGUAUAAGAUGAUCCAUGAUUAUAAGAUUAAGGGCACACCAGAGGUUUACACCAUUGCUGUUAACUGUUGUAGUCAAUCUGGUGAUUGGGAGUUUGCUUCCAGUGUAUAUCAAGAUAUGAUCAGGAACGGAGUACAACCUGAUGAGAUUUUUCUCAGUGCAUUAAUAGAUGUAGCAGGACAUGCUAGUAAGCUGGAUGCUGCCUUUGAAAUAUUAGGAGAAGCCAGGUCACUAGGGAUACAUGUCGGCAUUGUAUCAUAUAGUUCAUUGAUGGGUGCCUGUAGCAAUGCUAAAAACUGGCAGAAGGCGUUGGAGCUAUAUGAGGAUCUCAAGUCUAUGAAAUUGAGGCUUACUGUUUCAACUGUGAAUGCACUAAUAACUGCACUGUGUGAUGGGGAACAACUACAAACGGCUAUGGAUAUUAUGACUGAAAUGAAGGGAUCAGGGCUCUACCCUAACAACAUUACAUACUCCAUACUUAUGGCGGCAAGUGAAAAAAAUGAUGAUUUAGAAAUUGCUCUCAUGCUCCUCUCUCAAGCCAAAGAGGAUGGGCUUGUGCCAACAUUAAUUAUGUAUAGAUGCAUAAUUGGCAUGUGCUUACGAAGAAUUUCAGAGCCCACUGCCCUUGACAGACCACUCCUUUCUCUUGACUCUAGACUGCCACAAGUAGAUAGUAAGUGGACAGCACAGGCCUUAAUGGUGUACAGGGAAAUAAUUGAAGCUGGAAUUGUUCCCAGCAUUGAAGUUUUAUCUCAAGUUUUGGGUUGCUUGCAAAUUCCUCAUGAUCCUGCCUUAAAAAAUGAACUCAUAGAAAACAUAGGAGUUAGUGUUGACAGACCAAGAUCUUCAAAUCUAUGCUCCUUUAUACAUGGCUUUGGUGAAUAUGACCCUCGGGCAUUUUCGCUGUUGGAGGAAGCUGCUUCACUUGGAGUUGCUCCAUUUGUAUCCCUCAAAGGAAAUCCUAUUGUUGUAGAUGUCAAGGAGUUGCAGAUUCAUACAGCUGAGGUUUACCUCUUGACAGUUUUGAAAGGUCUCAAACAUCGGCUUGCUGCUGGUUCAAAGUUACCGAACAUCAUGAUCUUACUGCCAGUUGAGACGACACAAAUUACCUCUUCUAAGGGGGAGAGGACCAUCAACCUUGCAGGAAGGGUUGGACAAGCAGUUGCGGCAUUGUUGAGAAGGCUCAGACUUCCCUACCAGGGGAAUGCGUCACAUGGGAAAAUCAGAAUCAACGGUUUAGCCUUGAGAAGAUGGCUACAACCAAAACUUUCCGAUUCUCUAAGUGGAAAACCAGGAGAGUUCAGCUCAAUUCACUCRCGUCUAAGAAAAGGAAUAAGCCAUCAGCAGCGCAAUAUUCGCACCGGGAAUUUAUCAUUGGAUUAAAGAGGUAAGCAUAGGCAAUAACAUUAAGACAGCUUAGGAAUGUCUGAAGAAGCCUUUUGCUACCAUAAGCGGAUGACAGAAAUUAUUGAAACCAGUGACCUUCCACACCACUUUAAUCCAACCCAGCUGCAUUUUUUAGAUCUUCCUCAUAAAUGUUAGAAUAAAUAAAUAGUAGGCUGUUGGUUCUCUCAAUAGCAAUGCUAGUUGAUGGGGACAUAUGAUGCGGUAUAGAGCUUUUGGUUUCGUGGCAAAUUCAUGGGAAGAAGAGAUGAUCAAUUUGCAGAGACCUAUCAUGCUUGGGCAUCUCCGAAAAUAUUUCUGGUCUAGAAGUUCAUCACCAAAGUACGUAUUGAAUUGAUCUUCUCCCGCCCUUUCCUGAGGUAAUUUUUAUAUUAUAUAUACGAAAUGGUUGUCAAAUUUUGUAAUGCAAAAACAUAUGACGACUUUAUAAAUUUGUUAAUCCUUCUUUCCAUCUAUUUUUGGAAUGAGAUGUAAAAAUGUAGACUAUUAUUAAAAUUUAUAGACCCAUGAGUUUGUUCUGCCAACCACCGUUUCGCCCACUAAAACACCCGGAUCCAGAGAAGAAAUUCUGGUAUGUUUCUUCUUAUUUCCUCUAGUAUGCAGUCAAGUGAGGAAAUGGAGUCAUGAUUCUUGUUUCUUGCAUCUUUUAGUGUAAUUAUUAGUUCAAUGAAAGCUAAACCUAU